Messenger RNA from Spodoptera exigua (beet armyworm), 6560 nucleotides. NCBI's taxonomy places the organism in Eukaryota, Metazoa, Arthropoda, Insecta, Lepidoptera, Noctuidae. The record is from the annotation of a GenBank genome assembly.
AUGCUCCUUGUUUUAGUCUGGCCUGAGGGCCUGGUUUGCGAAAUAAAGAUAGAACCUAAAAAGAAAGAAGAAAAUCAAGCCAGCCUUAUCGGUCAGGUAAACCCUAAUAAUUUCGGAUACAUACACCUAUUUCCAUCCUCUGCCCUUAGAGGCGAGGGUGCGACUAUUCAGGUGCAUCCGGCGAGCCGGGAAAGCUUGGUAUGUCCAGGCAGUGUGGCAGGUCAGGUGACACCAAACUACCGAAAGAACUUUACUACUAGGUCAUAUUUUAUUGGCCCUCAUAGGAAGAUCAUCACAGAUCCAGACCCAUGGUACAUAAGACGUCCCAGAACGAAGCCUGUUAUUAAAAUACACCAAAAUAUUGUAAUAGCACCAGCCCGCGUAGUGGAUCAAAAGGCACCGCCCAGUAAGGAGAGACUGGCUAGUCAAUAUUCCACGAAUGAAGGAAACUUCAAUCAAGAUGAUCAUGAAAAUUUGAUACAAGAUUGUCGCCAGUCAAAGCAAUAUUUUUCAAACAAUAAUAUACAACAAAAUAAUCAGCAGCAGGCUAUUAUUAAAGACGGUAACGGAAAUCUGAUUAACCAAAGUCCUAAAGAUAAUCAGGACCUUACCCAGAAGUUUCUUGAACGUUGCGAUUUUGCGAACCAAGACAAUGUCAACCAAUAUCAUCGGGAGAGCCUGAUACAAAAGCAACCGGUUCGCCAAGAUUCUGCGAACCAACAAAACAACAGACGAGACAACCAAGGUGAUUUGAUACAAAAGUAUUUGGUUCGCCAGGCUUCUGCGAACCAAACUAACGUUAAUCAAGGAAACCAAGAAAGUCCGAUACAAAAGCAUCUGGUUUGCCAAGAUCCUUUGAACCAAAAUAACGUCGACCACGAUAUAAACAAAUACCUGAUUCGUCACGAUUCUGCGAGUAAACGUAAACUUGGGCAAGAUAUCCAAGAAAACUUGUUGACAAAAUCUACAAAAGACGUCCGACAGGAGGAUCUGUUUGAUAAGCAACUAAUUCGCUACGAUUCUGCAAAAAAAACUUACGAAGGACAAGAAGACCCACUGGGCCAGUACUCAGUACAGGGAGACAUUGUAAAGAAACAAAAAAUUGGACAGAAGAACUCUGUUAACAACUGCCUGAUUCGUCACGAUUCUGCUAAGAAAGAUAACUCCAGACCAGAGGACAUAUUAAAUAAGCCCUUGGUGCAGCAUGAUUCUGACGAGCAAAAUAGUGUUGGUUACGAGAACCUGUUAGACAAGUUCUUGAUUCGUCGUUCGUCUCUGGAUAACAUUGACCAGGAAAACGCACUACGCAAGCUGCGGGCUGAUCACCAUUCCACUAAGAAACAUAACAUUGACCAAAAGAGUCUGGUGAACCAGUACGUGGCACAACACGACUUUGCGAAGAACGAUAACUUUGGACAAAAGGAACUGUUAGACAAGUAUUUGUUCCAUUACAGUUCUGCUAAGAAAGACAAACCCGUACGGGAAGAGUUAAUAGACAAGUAUUUGGAUUGUCACUUUACUCGGAGGACGGGAAACGACGAGACUAUAACAAACGAAUUUGUGGUUCCUUAUGAUUCGGUAAAGAAAGAUAACGACGAUCAAAGGGACUCAAUAGACAGGUACCUUCUUCACGAUCCUGGGAAGAAAGAUAACUUCAAACAAAAGAGCACAAUAAACGAGAACGUGUCACAUCACGAAUCUGGAAAGAAAAAUUACGCGGGACAAGAAGACCCAUUGGACAAGUACUUGGUGCAGCACGACCGUGCAGAGAAAAACGAUAUUGGUCAUGAGGACCUGAUAGACAAGUACUUAAUUCGUCACAACUCUACAAAGAAAGAUAAGUCCAAGAAAUACAAAAAUAGUAAGCAGAGUACAGUGGUACGAGAGGCCCACCACGACUCUGCAAACAAAGAUAUCAUCAGUCAAGAGGACCCAAUAGACAAGUACUUGGUCCGGCAUUAUUCUGCAAAGAAUGAUAACGUUGGGAAAGAGAGCGUACUAGACAAGUACUCAGGUCACAACGAUUCACCUGCCACAUCUUACUCGAUUGAACAGGCUUCUUCCAAUUUACAAAACGUCGUACAAGAGAACCUGAUUGACAAAUACAUGGUUCGUCACGACUCAGCAAAGAAAGCUAUUGCUAUUCCCCGAUUAACUACAAACAAACAUAAAAUUGUUAAGAAAAACGAAGAGAGCUUAGUUGACAAAUACCUGGCUCGCCACGAUUCUAAUAAUAAAGAUAACGAACAAGAAAGCGUAUUGAACCAGUACCUGGUUCGCCACGAAUCAACAAAGAAAGAUAACGUCACACACGACAAACAAGAAAGCGAGUGCGUGGUUCACCAGGAUUUAGCUGAACAAACAAAUCAAAGGAAUUUGGCGGAAAACGAAUCCACAAUGCCACCUCCUGACAAAAAGGAUAAGAAGCAGCAAGCUUUGCUUCAAACUUACUUGAAUCCAGGAACUGCUGCUACAGUCAUCGCAGUAAAUGCUACUGAUGAGAAAGGUCUGUCUUCUGGAAUGGUAGAGUAUUUUGUGGACGAAGAUGGCAAAUACUACUAUCAGUCGACGGUCGAUGGCCAAGCUCUGGUCAUGAACACACCGGCAGUCAACCAGGAUGAGACUGCUGAAACAUCAGAUGCAAUUAUGGCUGACCCUGGAGACACUUUCCAGACUGUUACCUUCGUACCCUCGGAAAACAAUGGAGAGGUCAGCUAUGUGCUGGUCGUGCAGGAGGAGAAGGCUGUUGUCAACAUUGAUCUCAAGGUACCAGUACAGACGGAGGAGGAGAAAGGCAACGAAGACGUCUACAACUUCGAAGAAGAAGAAGCAGGAGAGGAGGCAUCGGAAGGUGAAGACGAGGAGAUGGCAGAGGGCUCCACAGCAGCCCCCAAACCAGCACAAAAACGGACCAAGACCCUUAGACCACACUUUACUUGCAAUUUUUGCUCCUAUACUAGUCAUCGACGUUACCUGUUACUCCGACACAUGAAAUCUCACUCUGAGGACCGCCCCCACAAGUGCAGCGUGUGCGAACGUGGCUUCAAGACGAUCGCCUCUCUGCAGAACCAUGUCAACAUGCACAAUGGCAUCAAGCCUCACGUCUGCAAGUACUGUAAUAGCCCCUUCACUACCUCUGGUGAGCUGGUGAGACACGUGCGCUACAAGCACACCCAUGAGAAACCGCACAAGUGCUCGGAAUGUGACUAUGCGUCCGUCGAGCUAUCGAAGCUACGGCGCCACGUCCGCUGUCACACUGGCGAGCGGCCGUACCAGUGUCCACAUUGCACGUACGCGUCUCCAGACACGUUCAAGUUGAAGCGCCAUCUUCGUACGCAUACUGGGGAGAAACCUUACAAGUGUGAGCACUGCAAUAUGUGCUUCACUCAGUCCAACUCACUGAAGGCUCACCGGCUCAUUCACAAUGUUGCUGAGAAGCCAAUGUACUCGUGCGAGUUGUGCCCGGCAAAAUGCGGGCGUAAAACAGACCUGCGGAUUCAUGUACAGAAGCUACAUACAUCGGACAAACCGCUCAAGUGCCGGCGCUGCGGGAAGUCCUUCCCAGACCGAUACUCUUGCAAAGUGCACAAUAAGACUCAUGAGGGCGAAAAGUGCUUCAAGUGUGACAUUUGCCCCUACGCGUCUACUACACUGCGCCAUCUGAAGUCUCACAUGCUGAAGCAUACUGAUGAGAAGCCGUUCCUUUGUGACCUCUGCGAUCAAUCUUUCAGGCAAAAGCAAUUGCUUCGUCGCCAUCAGAACCUCUAUCACAAUCCCAACUACGUGCCGAAGCCUCCUAAAGAAAAGACGCACACGUGCCACGAGUGCAAGCGCAUGUUCGCACACAAAGGCAAUUUGAUUCGUCACCUGGCUAUCCAUGACCCAGAUUCUGGUCAUCAUGAGCGCGCUCUCGCCCUCAAGAUCGGCCGGCAAAGGAAGGUCAAGUUUAUUGAAGAGGAACCUAUGAGGGAUAUCCGUGUGGUCGAUUCCUCGGAUACAGCAGAGAUGAUGAAGCUGGGUUUGAGUAAUAAUGAGCUGAAGCGAGGCGAGCUUGUGACGGUGGCUGAUGGGGACGGCCAGCAGUAUGUGGUGCUCGAAGUCAUUCAGCUGGAGGACGGCACAGAGCAACAAGUUGCUGUCGUUGCCCCAGACUAUUUGGAUGAAGAUGAACAAGGAGAAGAGGAAGAGGAAGAAGAGGAGGAAGAGGAAGAAGAGACACAGAGGACUUUUACUGUCAAAGACCCAGUGGCUGAACGGAGCAUUAAACUUGAAAAAGAAGUAGACACAUGCUUUGGAUUCGAUGAGUUAUUCUUAGAUGCGAAUGAUUCGGCAGUUAACACAUUCAGUGCCCCCGACGCGUAUGUGCGUUUCCUCGCACGCACAUACGCGUCGGGGGCACUGAAUGUGUUAAUACCAAAUUAUUUAUUACAAGAAGAGGAGGAUGAGGACGGGGAAGAUGAAGAUUAUACUGAUAAAGUAGUUUUGCGUUUAGUUUAGUGUUGUAUCAAUGUCGUACAGGUUACCGGCAUGGCCGAUGGACUAUAGUCCAUCUUGUAACUAAAAUAUUUAUUAUUUCUACAGUUUUAAGUUAUCGGCAAUGGGAGGCGUAGUAUUUACUACUAAUUUAUUUACUACGACUUGUAUUUUGAAUAUAUUUUAUUGUCCAUGUUACUUAUGAAUGACACUAGCUUUGUUCGAGUUUUUAUAACCAUAUUAAAAAAAUCAUAAAAACGAUAUAGGAUAAUUAUUUUACUGAUAUCGUUAAGAACCUUGUUUGAUAAAUCUGUCCAUGUUUCAAACUAACAACUCACAGAUUAUUUACUUCGACACAUUUUAUAUUAUGUCGACUCGAUGUUUUAAUACACAAACUCGGCAGGACAAGGACAAGUGUUAUACAUAAAUAAGGUUAAUACAAGCAGGUUGCAUUCAGUCCAUUGUAUUAGCUUAACGUGAAGACAUGACGUGCGUCUCGUGAAUGUGUUUAAUAUAAGUGCUUUAACGAGGGUUCUCUUGGUGUUCGCUUUGUGUGUGUUUAUGCUUCGCGACACAGUGACCAGGGCUGUGCGAAUGAAUGAUUUUAGAUUUUUAUUAAGUAGACGUUUGUAAAUGUUUAUUGAAUCGUGUCUCGUCAUCAAAGGGACGAGCCAUAUAGUUUUAGCUUUAUCUUGUAAUUUAUUGAUGUACUAGCCUCCUUAGUACCUGCCUAAGUGUCAGAGAGGGAUCUCACACAUGACUUUAGAGUUUUAAAUUAUCUCGUUCUCACUUGUUGGUCAGUCUAGACGCCAUGCCGGUAAACUGUUAUAUGCGUCGAUUGUACCAAAUAAUAUAUAACAAUCGAUUUAUUAUUAUAGAAUUUUGAGGUCUAACGAAAGUACGUAACUAGUUUUAUGUAACAUUUACCUUGUUAUAAUUUAAUUUGUACUCACUAUGUGAAACUGAAGAAUUGCGCGGUACCGUGCCCGUGUUUUUGCUUUAUGUGUGUCUUUGUUCAUUUGGUUGCCGUACAACAAUACAGGAUGUUGUUGCUUCGCUGCCUGCCUCGUACUUACCCGCAAUCCUAACUUGUAGUUGCGCACUUUCGUUGUCUCUGUAUAUGUACAGUUGGAACUUAUUUAAAAAACCCUUGAACAUACAUUCCGUACGAAUACGGAAGUAAAAAAUUAUAGUAAGGCACGAGAAGCUAACGAUGAAAAAUGAGAUAUAUUAAAUAAAUAUUUUUUGUACUGAAGUGUUGGGCGUAGAGUUGCAUGUAAGUUGACGACCGCGGCAACGAUCUAUUUGUAGUUGGAGGCGCGCACUGCUCGAAUAGUGCAGGGAGGCGCUAGCUUCUCGUGUCUGCUAAUGUUAUACACAGUGACUGGUUGAGCACGUUGCGGGCGACGCGUUGUCUGAGCUCCUUCAUCCCCAGUAUUAGUGCCCUGGGGCUCCACAGUGCGCUCAAACACUCAACUCGUGCUCAUAAUUAUGGAAGAAUCACUAUAAGUAGAUAAUUAAUUGUGUCGGUAAUCUUGUGUUAAAGAAAGAUAUUGAAUUAUCUCGUUAGUAAUGAAAUUGUGUCUAGUUUACACUUUUACUCGAUGGCCAAAUAAUGAAUUCAAAGGCGUUUUCUUUAUAAAUUAUGACCUAAAUAAAAGAGUAAACUGCUCUGAAAAUCUUUAAAAAUGUUAUUAGUUUAUACUUAACUAUAGUUUUAGGUAAUAUAAGAUGAAGAGAUGGAUACCCUGGAGUAUGAUGGUAGUUGGCUAGCACUUGAAGUUCCGUGGGUGCGGGCAGUCACCAGCUCUCCCCACAUGUCGCCAGCUACCGCCCUACCCCGGACCGACUUUGAACAACUUUUGUAUAUUAAUUUUGGCUUUAGACGAGUUUGUUUAUUAUUUUCACUUACCACAUGUUUUGUACCAUAAUUUCGUUUAUUUUCAUCACGCUUCCUAAAGCCCAAAAAGAUCGUUGUAUAGUUGUUCAAUUUAUUGUAAAAAAAACUUGGAUAAAUGGCAAAUCACAACUUAUUUCUUGUUUUAUUUUUCACUUGAACUUUAUUUAUCAUCAAUAAUUAGUUUGGA